GACCGCAGUUGGACUUCCUGCUUUUUUAUACUUUCUCAUUUUCAUCCGCCGGGUUUUCCCUCUCCAAAGCGCAGAUUCACUCAGGAAAAACCAGCAGCUUCAAUUUGUGCACGAUGUCAGGGAUGUCCACCAGGGUUGCCGUGGUAACUGGGAGUAACAAAGGCAUCGGCCUGGCCAUCGUCGAAGCGCUCUGCAAGCAGUUUCAAGGUGACGUUUACCUCACAGCCAGAGACGUCGACCGAGGUCAGGCAGCAGUGGCAUCUCUGGCCUCAGAGGGACUGAAGUCCUUCUUUCACCAGCUGGACAUCAAUGAUCUGAACAGCAUCACCGCGGCAGCUGCUUUCUUCAAGGAGAAGUAUGGAGGAGUGGACGUCCUCAUCAACAACGCCGGGAUGGCAUUCAAAGAUGAGGACACAACUCCAUUUGUGGUCCAGGCAGAGGUGACCCUCAGGACAAACUUCUUCGCUGCCAGAGACAUGUUGACUCACUUCCUGCCGAUCAUCCGACGUGGAGGUCGUGUGGUUAACAUGUCGAGCUUCCUCAGCUCCAUUACGCUGAGCAAGUGCAGCCCGGAGCUCCAGCAGCGUUUCCGCAGCGAGGACAUCACAGAGGACGAGCUGACGGGACUGAUGCAGCGGUUCGUGGACGAGGCCAAGAGAGGAGAGCACAAACAGGGCGGCUGGCCGGACACGGCGUACGGAGUGUCCAAAACCGGACUGACGGUGUUGUCCAUGAUCCUGGCCCGGCAUCUGUCCAAGGAGAGACCCAAUGAUGGGAUCCUGCUGAACGCCUGCUGUCCAGGAUGGGUGCGCACCGACAUGGCGGGGUCCAAAGCCCCCAAGUCCCCUGACGAGGGUGCCGUCACCCCGGUGUUCUUGGCCCUGCUGCCGCCCGGAGCCACAGGGCCUCAUGGGAAGUUCCUCUCCGACAAGGAGGUUCAGCCGUGGUGAAGAGAGCGCAGGGAGCCGGCCCAGCCCCUGACCCGGCCCCCGGCUCCUCCGGCCUGCACGUCCAAAAACCAUAUGGAUCUGUUUAAUCAAUAUAUUGUUAUAUCACUCGUGCAUUUCCGAUCAAUAAAAGCUGCACUGAAAGUGAAAGGGAGUCUGCUUUUGAUUCGACCUUUACUGAAACAGCUGCUUGAAUGAAGCCGUGUCUUGUGCUCAUCUCUGUCAGAACGUAUUGAUCGUUUCUUCUUCAAAGAUCAUACAUUGUUUAUAUGUCCAUCUGGCGUCACCCCUUCAUAACCGUAACCAGGCCUGUAUUCUGAUUGUAUUUCUUUAUUUUUUGUUUAAACAAGCUUCUUUAACCUGUCAAAGGGUUAUGUGUACAGGCUUUUUUUAACUGGACCCAAAUCGCUGGGUCUGGGAGUCUGGGAAGGGAAGGAGACACGAGGCUGUUAUCAAUGUGCCACCUUCAGAGAAGACCAACUGAUUUACUGACAAAAUGCACUACUUUUCCCCUUCGAUGGCCUAUUGAUGGUGGUCAUAAUAAACGUCUUGCAAAAUUAUACAGUCAAAAUAUUACUGUUUCUUUACUAGUCUUAAAUAAUAUCCCUUUUCUUACUUAUUUUUCUUUGGUUUGUUUCAUUUUCCCAAAAACUAAAAACAAAAUGUGUAUAACAAAUAAGGGAUGGAUGGAUGGAUGGAUGGCUGGAUAAUGGAUGGAUGGAUGGACGGAUGGACGGACGGGUGGACGGAUGGAUUAAAUGUGUGGGUGUUGUACCUCCAAAUGUGAAUGUGUAUUUGUGUAAAUAUUGUACAUAAGUAUGUUAUAGUAAUUUGAAAACAAUGUGUCAUGAUGGAACACUAACAGGAAGUGAAAUGAUAAAUUUAGCUUCUUCUUAUUGUUUCUUGGAAUUAUCACGAUUAUUAAUAUUUGGUGGAAAGUUAACUUUGUCCUUCAAACGUCUCGCAGCACAAAUAUGUUUUCAUUUUUUUUCAAAAUUGUUCAAUAAUCAUGUCAAACUAACAUGAAAAACAUUGUUCGGUGAUUUCCAGUUGUAGCGUUAAGUGAAAUGAAUAAAUGCAU
Molecule: messenger RNA, 2028 nt
Organism: Cololabis saira (Pacific saury)
Lineage: Eukaryota; Metazoa; Chordata; Actinopteri; Beloniformes; Belonidae
Product: carbonyl reductase [NADPH] 1-like
Exons: 7
Coding region: 114-950 (278 amino acids)
Molecular function (GO): carbonyl reductase (NADPH) activity
Source: RefSeq, a predicted model, not a curated record